This is a messenger RNA of Aspergillus ruber CBS 135680, 2556 nucleotides long. Its product is annotated as ribonucleotide-diphosphate reductase subunit RNR1. The record is from RefSeq and is a predicted model, not a curated record. Gene Ontology annotation, molecular function: ATP binding; ribonucleoside-diphosphate reductase activity, thioredoxin disulfide as acceptor. The transcript has 4 exons. NCBI's taxonomy places the organism in Eukaryota, Fungi, Ascomycota, Eurotiomycetes, Eurotiales, Aspergillaceae. Gene Ontology annotation, biological process: DNA replication; deoxyribonucleotide biosynthetic process. The coding region runs from base 1 to 2556 and encodes 851 amino acids. Gene Ontology annotation, cellular component: ribonucleoside-diphosphate reductase complex.
AUGUUUGUCUACAAGAGAGACGGACGCAAAGAGCGCGUACAAUUCGACAAGAUCACUGCGCGUGUCUCUAGACUUUGUUACGGCCUUGACCCCGAGCAUGUCGAUGCUGCUGCUAUCACACAAAAGGUCAUUUCUGGUGUCUACCAGGGUGUUGGUACCGUUGAACUGGACAACUUGGCUGCCGAGACUGCGGCAUACAUGACUGUGACACAUCCUGACUAUGCCAUCCUUGCUGCCCGUAUCGCCGUUUCGAACCUCCACAAGCAGACCAAGAAGCAGUUCUCCCUGGUCAUUCAAGAUCUCUACCACUAUGUGAACCCAAGGAACAAUGUCGCAGCACCAAUGAUAUCGAAAGAGACAUACGAGAUUGUCAUGAAACAUGCGGAUGAGCUUAACUCUGCUAUCGUGUACGACCGUGAUUUCAAUUACAACUUCUUCGGUUUCAAGACCCUUGAGCGGUCGUACCUGCUGCGGAUUAAUGGAAAGGUUGCUGAGCGUCCUCAGCACCUGCUGAUGCGGGUUUCUGUGGGAAUUCACGGCAAUGACAUCGAGAAGGCGAUUGAGACCUACCACUUGAUGUCCCAGAAAUACUUCACUCAUGCCUCCCCCACCCUGUUCAACGCUGGUACCCCGCAGCCCCAGCUGGCCUCGUGCUUCCUUGUCGACAUGAAGGCAGACAGCAUUGAGGGUAUCUAUGACACCCUGAAGACCUGUGCUAUGAUCUCCAAGACCGCCGGUGGUAUUGGUCUCAACGUCCACUGCAUCCGUUCGACAGGCUCCUACAUUGGCGGAACCAACGGUACCUCCAACGGUCUCAUCCCUAUGCUCCGCGUUUACAACAACACUGCUAGAUACGUCGACCAGGGAGGCAACAAGCGUCCCGGUGCUUUUGCUAUUUACCUUGAGCCCUGGCACGCGGAUGUCUUUGAGUUUUUAGACCUUCGCAAGAACCACGGUAAGGAGGAGGUCAGAGCCCGUGAUCUGUUCUACGCUCUGUGGACACCCGACCUAUUCAUGAAACGUGUUGAGUCCAACGGUGACUGGACUCUUUUCUGCCCUAACGAGGCUCCUGGCUUGGCCGACGUGUACGGUGACGAGUUUGAGGCUCUCUACGAGAAGUAUGAAAAGGAAGGCCGUGGCCGCCGGACCGUCAAGGCUCAGAAGCUUUGGUACGCCAUUCUUGAGGCCCAGACCGAGACCGGCAACCCAUUUAUGUUGUACAAGGAUGCCUGCAACCGGAAGAGCAACCAGAAGAACCUGGGAACCAUCCGCAGCUCCAACCUCUGCACUGAGAUCGUUGAGUACAGUGCUCCCGAUGAGGUUGCUGUUUGCAACUUGGCUUCGCUUGCCCUUCCUACUUUCGUCGACGCUGCUCGUGGCGAAUACGACUUUGGCAAGCUUCACGAAGUCGUGCAGGUUCUGGUUCGCAACCUGAACCAGAUCAUCGACAUCAACUACUACCCCGUUCCUGAGGCCAAGAAGAGCAACAUGCGCCACCGCCCUAUUGCUCUCGGUGUCAACGGUCUUGCCGACGCUUUCCUUGCUCUGCGUCUGCCUUUCGACUCGGCCGAGGCCAAACAGCUGAAUAUUCAGAUCUUCGAAACCAUUUACCACGGUGCUUUAACCGCCUCUUCCGACAUGGCUAAGGUACACGGUACCUAUGAGACCUAUGAGGGCUCUCCCGUCUCUCAGGGUAUCCUCCAGUACGACAUGUGGGACCGCACCCCCACCGACCUCUGGGACUGGGACACGCUGAAGGGCAAGAUCGCGCAGACUGGUGUUCGCAACAGUUUGCUGGUGGCCCCUAUGCCCACUGCCAGUACCAGUCAAAUUCUGGGCUUUAACGAGUGCUUCGAGCCGUACACGUCGAAUAUCUACUCCCGCCGUGUGCUAGCUGGUGAGUUCCAGGUCGUCAACCCCUGGUUGCUCAAGGACCUGGUCGACCUUGGUCUCUGGUCGGACAACAUGAAGAACCGUAUCAUCGCCGAUGGUGGUUCCGUCCAGAACAUCCCUAACAUCCCUGCCGACAUCAAGGCCCUGUACAAGACCGUGUGGGAGAUUUCUCAGCGGUCGAUCCUGCAGAUGGCUGCCGACCGUGGUGCCUACAUCGACCAGUCCCAGUCUCUCAACAUCCACAUGAAGGAGCCCACCAUGGGCAAGAUUACCAGUAUGCACUUUGCUGGCUGGAAGAUGGGAUUGAAGACUGGCAUGUACUACCUGCGUACAAUGGCCGCCUCCGCUCCAAUUCAGUUCACUGUCGACCAGGAGCAGCUCCAGGUUGCUGAUACCAACGUCGCUCGUGAAACCAGUGCAUACAAGAAGCGCGUUGGUGGCGGGGCAUCCAGUGCUUCCUCGGCUGUUCCUCGCGAGGAGAACGGACAUGCUGAGCAAGAAGCUCCUCGCACGACUGCUGAGGCCCCGGCUGCCCCCAACGGCGGUGAGGCAGAGCAAGGUUCGCAAGAUAACGGCGAGCAAGAGACCGGGGACAUUUUCUCGGAGCAGGUGCUCCAGUGCAGCAUUGAAAAUAAGGAUGCGUGCAUAAUGUGCCAGGGUUAG